This is a messenger RNA of Cydia strobilella, 2432 nucleotides long. Its product is annotated as luciferin 4-monooxygenase-like. Gene Ontology annotation, biological process: long-chain fatty acid metabolic process; fatty-acyl-CoA biosynthetic process. The transcript has 10 exons. Bases 1 to 1650 code for a protein of 549 amino acids. Gene Ontology annotation, molecular function: long-chain fatty acid-CoA ligase activity. NCBI's taxonomy places the organism in Eukaryota, Metazoa, Arthropoda, Insecta, Lepidoptera, Tortricidae. The record is from RefSeq and is a predicted model, not a curated record.
AUGUAUCCGAUGAGGAGAGUGAACGACUCAGUGCUCUGGUUCAUGAAUGAGCUGACAUCCAGGGUAGUCGCGGAGUCAGGGAUUCCCACCGACAUCCACCAUCUUGGGAAAAUCCUGCUGCGGAGUCUCAAGGAUGAUCCGGAUUUCGUGUUGCAAAUUGAUGGUGCGACGGGCGAACAGGAGACCACUGGAUCAGUGCUAGAAAGGUCGGUGCGCUGCGCCAUCGCUCUCAAGAAGCUGGGCCUUCAGCGUGGUGACGCCAUUAUUCUCAUGGCUCCAAACCACCUCGACUUGGCCAUACCGUUCUAUGCGGCCCUUUAUCUAGGGGUCAUGGUGGCUCCUAUUGACAGGACAUUGGGUGUUAAUGAACUCCAAGGCACCUUUGAAGCAAUCAGACCGAAGGCGAUCUUUUGUCAGAGCAAUCGAGCCCUAGACGUGGAACUGGCCCUCAAAGAAAUGGACGAGCAAGCCUUCAUAGUCACCUUUGACACUGGCAGUUCUCUGUGUAGCUUCAAACAGUUUUUAGAGACUUAUGGGGAUAAAAGUUCUGUCGAUGAGUUCAAGCCAACAGACUUCGACCCUGAGGACACCAUAGCUCUACUAAUCUCCACCAGCGGGACCACUGGACUACCCAAAAGCGCUGCUGCAACUCAAAAGAAUUUAGCCGUCUCCGGCCCAUACCAAUGGAAUCGACACACCCAAUUCCCAAAGCCCACGAAGAUGGUGCUCGUCGUAUCGCCACUGCAGUGGGUGACGGCGAUAGUGAUGUUUCUGAUGUCUCCGAUAGUGCGGUUCACGAGGCUGCAGACGUCGCAGGCUGUAACGCCGCAGCACGCGUGUCACCUCAUCAAUACUUAUAAACCAACCUAUAAAAUAGUAAACCCACCGUUUUUGAACAACCUCUUAAGAUCUGAAGGAGGCCUACAUUGCGACAUUAGCUGUUUCGAGACGAUCAUUGUAGGAGGAAGCGCUGUCACAGCCGAUUUCAUACAAGAUAUUAAGAAAAUAGUACCCAACACAGAGGUACUGAACGGACUUGGGAUGAGCGAGACGACAUCAAUGGUGUUCAUAAGUGAGGGUCUUAACCCCGGCUCUGCCACCGUUGGGAAGCCAUCGGGGUGUUUGCAGUAUAGGUUGAUAGACACUGAGACCCAACAGGACAUUUACGAACCAAAUAAAAACGGGGAGUUAUGGGUCAAAGGUCCUGGUGUUGUAAAGGGCUACUACAGAAACCCUGAGGCGACAGCAGAGGCGUUCACCGAAGACCGUUGGUUCAAGACGGGUGACAUGUACUACAGGGAUGAAAACUAUAACUUUUUCUUCGUGGAACGUACUAAACUGCUGCUUAAGUAUAUGAAUCAUCAGAUUUCUCCGAUGGAGUUAGAGGCCUUAAUCCGCCAACAUCCUGGAGUGCAAGAAGUGGCUGUGAUCGGUAUACCGGACCCGAAGUGUGGAGAGUUACCGGUCGCUUGCGUGGUGCGGCGGCCUGAUGGACGCGUUACUGCUGACGAGAUCAAACAACUGGUCAAAGAAAAUCUAGCAGACACAAAACAGUUAAGAGGAGGUGUAAUAUUUUUGGACACAAUCCCACAAACACCAACAGCGAAGGUCCAUCAGAAAAAGCUCAAAGAAAUAGCAAUGCAAUGUUAGGUAACGAAUGCAGCUAACGAACCUAAAACUACAUCGUUUAUCAUUCAAUAUUGAGAAGGGCCGAAUAUGGAGUUUGCCGAAAACGAAUAUUAGGCCGAAUGUUCAGUUCAGACCUUACCGAACCGAAUAUUCGGCCAAAUUAUUCGGUACAUCUGUAUAUAAAUAUAAUUCUAAUAAACCUUUUGAAAACGCUUCAAUAACAUUCCGAAGAUAAAAACCGCUUCCUUGGCAUUCCCAAGAAACGAACGGGUCAAACAAGACAAGGGACACUUAAACAAAUUUCCAACUCUCCAUAUGGUCAAAACAUCCUAUGAAUUCAACAUAUCUAAUCAUGCGUUUUAAUGGAUAAACCGUAAGUCCGUAACCCGAUGGAAGUACUUUAAAGUUUUGUGGAGGAGCUAACAUGUUACAGUGUUGCAACAAGACAAGAUAAACAGAAAAAAUAUUCGGCACUUUUAACCGAAUAAUUCGGCCGAAAACGAACAUUGGAUGACUUGCCGAAUAUGUCGAAUGCCGAAUAAUUACCGAAUAUUCGGCCGAUCUCUAAUUCAGUAUAAUGCUAAUGGCUACUACAAACGUUAGGUACCGAUAAUUUCGACGCCAAUGACGGAUAUAUCCGCACCGUAGGUCCGACGCCAAUGACGGAUUAAUCCGUCACAGACCACAGAGAAACAUAGACCUACGUGCAUAUGCAUAAAAUUCAAUUUCAGUUUUGACACUUCGGUGAUGAGGCGUCCGAGUGACAGCUUUUGUGUUUGACACGGCGUCGAAAAGGUUAAACA